Symbiodinium sp. CCMP2592 is the source of this 942-nucleotide messenger RNA. The record is from the annotation of a GenBank genome assembly. Lineage: Eukaryota; Dinophyceae; Suessiales; Symbiodiniaceae.
AUGAUGAGUUUGCCUUCAGUUCCAAGGGGUCAGGCUGCCUCUGCUUCCAGAGGCAGUACACUCGCGCUUCCGGGAAGACGCUCCGUUUUGCCUCCCAUUGAGGCUGGCUUUGGUGGCGCGCGCGGUGCUUCGCGCCAAUCAGUGCUUGACCCGCCAGAUGGAGGUUUCGUUCGCCGCGUCUCCGUGACUCCUACGGCAAUGGAGAUGUCGAGCGACAGUAUCUCAAAAACCCUUUCGUCGCUGAAGUUGUUCAAGGAUUUGGACCCUGCGGUCAUGCAGAUGAUUCCUGAGAUAGUGACCUCCAUUGUCUGCCAGGCCGGUACCGUGCUGUUCAAGCAGGGCGAUCCACCGGGCAGCUGCUAUGUCGUCAUCGGUGGAGCAGUCGGUGUCUUUGCGCUGUCCGACGAAGAAAUGCCGCCUCAUCCUGCACAGGGUACGGCCCGAUUGGCAACAGAGACCGACUUCAUGCAGAGCUUUCUUCCUGGCCAGAAGACAGUGGAUGGGUUCAGUCGAUACCACGAUGACACGAACCUGGGCAAUCGGGUCUCCAAGCUUGGGCCCGGGAGCGUGGUGGGCGAACUCGCGCUGAUGAAUGAUCAGCCACGGCUGGCUUCUGCGAAGUGUCUGGAAGACACGGAGGUUUUCGUCAUCAGACGGCAUGACUUCGACAAUGUCCUGAAAGAGGAGAUGGUCAAGAAGGGUGAUGAGAAGUUGAGGUUCCUGAUGCGGCAUCUGCCAGGCAUGAAAGAGGUACCUGUGCCCAAACCUGGAGGAAAACCCCAUGCUGCUUACAUUUUCAAGCAUGCGAAGUUCCCACGGGGCCACACCUUCCUCGUGCAAGGCAAGAUUGCUGAACCACAUUUCUGGGCAGUAUACCGCGGUGCAGUUGAGUUCAAGAGGGCGGAGGUUCUCUUGCUGGAGAAGCUUGGAGGUCAGCCUUAG